UCUCUCUCAUAGCAGAGAAGCAGAAGGAAAUGACUCUUCCUUUACAGUUCCAACACUCUCUCCUUUGCUAACGGCUAUUCUUUCACUUCCUUUCUUCCCAUUUUAUCCCUUAAACGGAUUCCUCUUUCUUUCAGUUUCAGCUGCACCAAAAUCAACCGUAAUAACUACCACUCACUUCCCUUCAGAUUUCCACCCACCCGGAAGAAUUCGAGGCGAGGAAAUGGCGUUGCCUCCGUUGCCGUUUGCUAUUCUGCGAUCAGAGCUGAAACCCUUCAAUGGGUAUGCUCCGUUUCGUCUGUGGGUGAAUAUGGUGGUUGGAGUGCUUUCUUGGCACUCUUGGUUCGUCUCUUUUACUACAUUCCUGGCAGGUUAUGUAUUUAAAUCAUUUAGUUGCAGUCAAUGUGAAUUGGAACUGCCCUUCUUAGCAUUGCUGCUUGUGAUUGUUGCUCCUUAUCAAGCGAUGAACCUAAGAGGAAUGCAAGCUGGUGCGAUCAUUUCAUUAGCAAGAGCUGGGUUUUUGGCUUUACAACAUUUCUCAAGGGUAGGCAGCUUGCAGCAAGCAUUUGAUCAACGGUCCGUAGUUGCCACUUUAUCUGUCAUCUGCAUAACUGUUGUUCCAUGCUUGCUUUUGUUCUGAUGUGUAUAUUUGUCUUCGCAAAUGGGCCCCAUUCUCACCAGCAAUUAGGGAUGGCAACUUGCCUGUAAACCCAAGCCCUAUGAGGCCCAUUGUGAUGUUUGUGUUAUAUCCACUCCAUCCAUCUGUUUCAGCAGCUCAUUUCAAGAUAUAAACCCACACGUGAGGGAGAUCCAAAACUCAAAGUAGGCCACACCACAAGAAACAUGAGGAAUGGAAAUACCUUCCAUUGAAACCUUCUUGGGACUCACCAUGAUGUUUAUAUGCCAUCCAACCUAUUCAUAUGGUGAUUCCCACCUGGAUGAAGGGAAAAUGCAAAUAUUAGCCUAAUCCAAAACUUUUGUGGCCCCAAGAAGGUUGAAGGAUGAACGUUCAGUCGCCACUGUUUGUUGUGGCAUGGCCCACUUAUUUUUUGGAUAUCGCUCACGGGUAAGUAUUCAUUCCCUUCUGUUUCUUGUGGCAUGGCCCAUGCCUUAAAAUGAGCCGGCAAAACGGAUGGACGGUCACAGAGUGGAUAUAGCACAAACAUCACAGUGGGCUCUAUAAAGCUUGGGGUCGAAGGGGAUUCCUAUAACCUCAAGUAGCAUUUUAGGAAAAGUGGGACCCAUGUGGAACACUUGGAUAGGAAAAUGAUCAGACCCUUGAACCUUCCUUUUGCCUUGCUUGGGGUGCAUGUGUAAUCUUUUGAAAUAAGUUCCACAGUAUGCGUAGACAAAUAAAUAAAAAAUGUUUUUUCUCUUAUAUAAAUGGAACUGAUCAGACCCUUGAAACUUCUGUGUAUUUUGCUUGGGAUGCGUCUGUAGUCUUUCGAUAGAAAUACAUUGGCUCAUACAGAACAAUAUGUUAGCCUCAUAACAUGCUAUGCAAGAAAGGAGAAAAUGUAGUAAAAUAGUUUUGGUGGGCUUCUUUGACAUGUUAGAAAAUCGGUUCAAAACUCGAAGUAGUUUCUAGACGUGGAAUUUGAUUUUGUAUUUCUUGUUGGAAAAUUUAAGAAGAUUUUGUAUUCUCUUGUUAGAAUGAGAUGUAUCCAAGUCAGUAGACUGAAAUA
Molecule: messenger RNA, 1682 nt
Organism: Magnolia sinica
Lineage: Eukaryota; Viridiplantae; Streptophyta; Magnoliopsida; Magnoliales; Magnoliaceae
Product: cold-regulated 413 inner membrane protein 2, chloroplastic-like
Exons: 5
Coding region: 221-637 (138 amino acids)
Cellular component (GO): membrane
Source: RefSeq, a predicted model, not a curated record